AUGGAGCAGUCCACACUGAUGGACCCAGAACUUUUACGAGAAGCACAUGGCCCCACACACGAAGCACUCUCUACCCAGGUUCGCAAGGUCCAGGAGGGGGAGCUGCCGGGAGAAACACCACCACUGAAGCUGAAGCAGGAUCCUGGAGAAGACAACCCCAUCUUCCUUCCUACUGACUCUGAGUAUGACUGGCUCCUGGCCAAGAUCUUUGUGAGGAGCGCUGACUUCUCUGCUGAACACGAGUUGAACUUUCACCUGCUGAGGACUCACCUGCUGGCUGAGGUGUUUGCCAUGUCGACACUGCGUAACCUACCAAUGGUGCAUCCCAUCUACAAGCUCCUGAUCUCUCACUUCCGCUACACUCUGCAGAUCAACACUCUAGCUAGACAGGCCCUCAUAUCAGAGAAUGGGCUGUUCACAGAGAAUGCCAGUAUAGGAGGUAAAGGGAUGAUGGAGUUCCUGAAGAAUGCGAUGGCCUCAUUGACCUACAGCUCCCUCUGUAUGCCGGAGGACAUCACAGCACGUGGUCUGGAGUCAAUCCCCAACUUCUUCUACAGGGAAGAUGGACUCAGGCUGUGGGACAUCGUCCACAGGUUUGUUCAGAAAAUGAUUGGUCACUACUACACCUGUGACUCAGACGUCCAGAAGGACUGUGAACUGCAGAACUGGAUCAAGGAGAUCUUCUUCCAUGGGUUCCUGGCAGAAACCAGCACAGGAAUCCCUCAGUCUUUCAGUUCAGUGACAGAGCUGAUCAAGUUUCUCACCAUGGUGAUCUUCACAGUGUCUGUCCAACAUGCUGCAGUCAACAAUGGACAGUUUGAUUUUGGGGGCUGGAUGCCCAACUUCCCCAUCAGUCUGCAACUACCACCUCCCACCACUAAGGGGCAGUGUACUGAGAGCACCAUGCUGAAGACCUUCCCUGACAUCAACACCACCGUUAAUGGCAUGGCAGCGGUGUACCUUCUGAGCAGGCAGUCCACUGACUAUGUCGCUCUUGGAAAUGGCUAUCAGGAUCACUUCAGUGAGAAGACCCCUCUGGAACUGAUUCACAAAACUCAAAAUGUGCUGAAGAAAUACAACUUUGAAAUCCAAGGCAGGAAUGUCUCUUUGCCCCUGUCAUAUACCUACCUGAAUCCCAACAAUGUGGAGAACAGUGUGGCCCUGUAAAAUGAGUCGGUCGUAUUUAUUAGGCACCAAAUGGAAACCUGUUUUAAAACAUGUAUCUUAUGGUGUGCCCUAAUCAUUAUGACCCAGGCACUUUACUCUAUUGCGGUUCAGUCCACUUUUUCUUUUUAAUAGCCACAUGCAGCCAAGAUGAGAAGUUAAAUGUUUCUACUUCUGUGUUGUUGUGAAUGCCACUAGCUGAUUCCUUUUUAUCUAAGUAUUUAGUUGGGUUCUUCACCCUUGUAUAACUGAAUGUUUGUACCUCAGGUCCCUUCCUGUUAUUGGCAAAAACCGAACCUUGCAUGCAAAACAGGAAUCUACUGUAUUUGCUUCCUGGACUCAGUAUGUGGCCUUCCAUUUUCCAGCUAACCAGCAGUAGGUGUGGUGUAUGGUUCCCAUAGAGACAGGUGACCUUAAGGUGAACUUAUUUCAGCUACCUGCCUCCCUCUAAAAGGGGAGUGUUGAGAGUAAACUACCAAAUGGACAACACCUACAGACAUCACUUCCCAUAGUGCCUUGCUGCUGAGAAAGAACUGCAUGUGACGUUCCUGAUUUAUUAGCAGUGUAGCUUGAACCCACUCAAUUGUGUGAGAGCCAAAAAGGAAACUCCUGUCCAUACAGCCAAGAUACAAUUAGAAUCUCUAACUCUGCUUUGUAACUCUAUUUGCUGGCUGAUCAACAGCUUGUUAAUUUUCAUCCUUGUCUCUUUCAGUGUUCAUUGUCCAUGUUGCCCAAGCCGUUUUGUUAAACUGGUUAACCUUUACACACCGGUGCCUUAUACUGUGUAGCACACAAGGAUAUAAAAGGUGAAGAUGGUGAAACGUGUACAUCUCCACCAGACUUUCAGUAGUCAGUCAUUAUUCUUCAUGUUACACUAUGAUUCAGCUAUUGAAAUAACUUGUAAUGUGAAUGAUUAUCCUCCCAUGAACAGGGUCAUGGCUUUGGAUAUUGAAUAGGGGACCAUUUUUCAACAAGCCUUUACUAGGCGAUACCUAAUUCUCAACUUGAAGGCACUAGUGUCUUCUACACUUCCAUGGUUAAGACAGAUGGGUGUCCACCCCACAGACGGUCCACCCUAAAGUGCUGCAUGUCAUGAGCCUGACUCAGAAAUCAAGAGUCGCUUUGAAUGACACCCACCUGUCUCGAUCAAUGACAGGAGAUCAGACCUCGAAAAGAUGGAGGCAAAUACACUGAACAAAAAUGUUAAUGCAAAAUGUAAAGUGAUGAUCCUAUGUUUCAUAAAAUGAAAUAAAAGAUCCCAGAAAUGUUCCAUUUGAACAAAAUCUUUCUCACAAAUUUGUUUUAUCCCUCUUAGUGCUAAUUUCUUCUUUACCAAGAUAAUC
Molecule: messenger RNA, 2507 nt
Organism: Oncorhynchus nerka (sockeye salmon)
Lineage: Eukaryota; Metazoa; Chordata; Actinopteri; Salmoniformes; Salmonidae
Product: hydroperoxide isomerase ALOXE3-like
Biological process (GO): lipid oxidation; arachidonate metabolic process; hepoxilin biosynthetic process
Molecular function (GO): oxidoreductase activity, acting on single donors with incorporation of molecular oxygen, incorporation of two atoms of oxygen; metal ion binding
Source: RefSeq, a predicted model, not a curated record